AUGGCGGAUGCAUCACCAGUGUACUUCAAUUUCCUAGUCUCACCACGGAUCCCUCCAGAGCUCGUUUUGCAGAUGAUCCAGCAUCUUCCCUUUGGCGACGGCGCCCUCAUAGCGGCCAUCCGCAGCGCGCACCCACGGCUCCGCGCCCUGUUCUACAACUACGAGCGCUCCAUUACAGCCUGCUUCAUGCGGACAGAGCUCCGCCAUGCUGAAACAGAUUUCCCAUGCGACGGCGACCUCAACGUGGAUUGGCUGGCCGACUGCGUACGCAGCUAUGACAUUAUAGACGAUGUCAUGGAUGCACUGUGCUCGGAGCAUAAUUUCAACGCCGUUCUGCGGCAUAAUAUUUCACUUGCCAAUGCAGGCUUACUGCUGGUCCACCGUAUCUCUUCCAUUGAAACUCAUGGGGGCAAACUUGACUACAUCAAGUCAUUGCAAGGAGACCCCCUGGCAGCCAUAUACCUAGUUCUUCACCACUCGACACUCUCAGCACGGUACCACGGCUCGGGCUGGAUCCAUCAGCGCACCUACGGGCGCUUCAUGGACGCCAAUCAAGUCGAACUGCGCAGCGAGCUGGAACUGUGCUUUGCAGAGGCGGCGCUGAGUAUCGGGCCUGGCUUCAUUUCGGAUACGCUGCUGCACCAUGAUUCGUCGGAUUGCGAGACGACGUUGCUGAACUUCUACCACGAGUACGGGUCGCAUGAUUGGCAUUGGCCGUGUUGGGGGACCGGAGAGGGAGAGUUUGAGCCGCCGAGGACGCAGGGCCCGCACAAGCAAAUGGGCAGUGAAAAGAGCCUAUUCACGACGGUGCUGGAGUGCUUGGCAGAGGUUAACAAGUGUGAGGUGGGGGAUGUGAGGCAGAGGGUAGAGCAGGAGCUGGAGAGCGCAGAGCACUCGUUGGCGUGGCUAAGCUUAGCUAGUAAGCAACGGCUGUUGGAGGGAAAGGAUUUGAAGGCUGUUGAUGGGUCAUGGGAUUGAAGGUUUUGUGAGCGUUUGAGUUUGUCCUGGGUGAAGCGGUCCAGGUUCUAUUUCAUGCCCGAGAUGUAACAACAAACCCUGCUAUACAGGGGAAUUGGAAUUCCAGACUGCUUCUUGCACGUCCGCGAUGCAGUUGAGAUGCAAUCUAUGAAAGAUCGGCAUACACAUCUGUUCGUCUCAUCAUUGGCACAUCUCUCCUCAGUUUCUCCACAUAGUCAAGGUCCACGUCUGCAACUGCAAUCUCGCCUUCAUCCUUCCACUCUCCGUCCCCGCCCUCGUCGCCCCCAAGCUCGGCCAUAAUCUUGCCCCAAGGAUCAACAAUCAUGCUGUGUCCGUAGCUCCUCCUCUUGCCCUCAUCGUCGUGCACGCCCACCUGGGCAGCGGCAAUAACAU
This is a messenger RNA of Exserohilum turcica Et28A, 1371 nucleotides long. RefSeq lists its product as uncharacterized. The record is from RefSeq and is a predicted model, not a curated record. The coding region runs from base 1 to 978 and encodes 325 amino acids. NCBI's taxonomy places the organism in Eukaryota, Fungi, Ascomycota, Dothideomycetes, Pleosporales, Pleosporaceae. The transcript is spliced from 2 exons.